Molecule: messenger RNA, 2691 nt
Organism: Corylus avellana
Lineage: Eukaryota; Viridiplantae; Streptophyta; Magnoliopsida; Fagales; Betulaceae
Gene: EMB269
Product: GTP1/OBG family protein
Cellular component (GO): mitochondrion
Molecular function (GO): GTPase activity; magnesium ion binding; GTP binding
Source: RefSeq, a predicted model, not a curated record
UGUAGAACGCGAUAACUCUUUUGCCGCUUCUUUCUUCCUCAGCUCUCUCUCCGUCUCUCAUGGCCUCCAUUUCCGCGAGCUUAUUCACUUCCUAUGCUAUAGUUCGCCCAAACAGUCGCAAGCAGUCUAAGAGAAAGCCCCUUCGAAUUCCUAACCCUAAGCCCAAGUUCAACACCCAAUCCAGUCGGUACAAGUCCCCGCCCGAGCCCGUCGUUCUCUCCGCCGGCGAAGCCACCACCUACUCUCGCCUCCCUCCCAAGGAGGACUUCUUAGUCCCCUCUUUGAAUCCCUCGUCCGAAGUGAAGCUCUCGGAAUCGGCCGUACCGAAAAUAGAGAACCAAAUUGGGGAUUUGAGCAGCGAAGAAGAAGAGGAAGAAGGCGUGGAAAAUGGUGAUUUAGGGCUUAAUGAGAAAUUUGAAAUAUUUGAGGGUAAUUCUGAUUUGGAACACGACGAGGAGAUCGACGACGAUGAUGGUGAAGAAGAAGAUGAAGCAGAAGAGAAAAAAGUGUUGGGGUUUACGGGUCGCAAAAGUGUAUAUAGGUAUCGUAGUGAUGGAAAUUACAAAGGAAUAGUGAAGGAGCACGGAGUUUCAGCGAAACUCUACGUGUUCGGUGACGAUGAUGACGAGGACGAGGACGACGAUGAUGGGGAAAUGCCAGGGUUUGACCGUGGCCAAUCCGUGAAUGCUUCCGAUGAAGAGGGCGAUUGCGUUAAGGAGAAGGGAGUACCGGCGGUGAUGCGGUGCUUCGACCGUGCGAAGAUAUACGUGAAGGCCGGAGACGGUGGAAAUGGCGUGGUGGCUUUCCGGCGCGAGAAGUUUGUGCCAAUGGGCGGCCCGUCGGGCGGGGACGGAGGGCGAGGCGGAAAUGUGUAUGUAGAAGUCGAGGGUUCGAUGAAUUCGCUAUUGCCGUUCCGGAACAGCGUUCAUUUUCGGGCGGGUAGGGGGGCCCAUGGGCAGGGGAGGAUGCAGGGAGGGGCCAAGGGAGAGGACGUGGUGGUAAAGGUGGCGCCAGGGACGGUGAUCAGGGAGGCGGACAAGGAGGAGGUGUUGUUGGAGUUGUUGUGGCCGGGGCAGCGAGCGCUGCUGUUGCCCGGUGGGCGAGGUGGUAGGGGGGGUGGUAGGGGGAACGCGUCGUUUAAGUCCGGGGCAAAUAAGGUGCCAAGGAUCGCUGAAAAUGGCGAAGUUGGUCCGGAAAUGUGGUUGGAGUUGGAGCUAAAGCUGGUUGCAGAUGUUGGAAUAGUGGGUGCUCCAAAUGCAGGAAAAAGCACACUUUUGAGCGUGAUAAGUGCUGCACAGCCAGCAAUAGCAAAUUAUCCCUUUACAACCUUACUUCCUAAUCUGGGUGUAGUUUCAUUCGACUAUGAUUCCACAAUUGUAGUAGCAGAUCUGCCAGGUUUACUUGAAGGAGCACACCAGGGUUUUGGUUUAGGUCAUGAAUUUCUACGGCAUACUGAAAGGUGUUCUGCCCUGGUACAUGUUGUUGAUGGCUCAGGACCACAGCCGGAACUUGAGUUUGAUGCCGUUCGUCUAGAGCUGGAACUCUUUAAUCCUGAACUUGCUGAAAAGCCUUACAUAGUGGCCUAUAACAAAAUGGACCUUCCAGAAGCAUACGAAAAGUGGCCAUCAUUCAAGGAAAUGCUACAAGCUCGUGGGAUUGAACCUUUUAGCAUGAGUGCAGUGAAAAGAGAGGGCACUCAUGAGGUGAUCUGUGCUGCGUAUGAGCUUUUACGAAAGAGUAAAAGAGAAAAACAGGAGCUUGAAGGUUUGAAAAAUCUGGAAAAUUUGAAUCAUGUAGCUGAUAUGGUACAUAAACAACGCAGUGCCUCUAUUAAUGAGUUUGAGAUCUUUCACGACAGCAGUUCUAAUACUUGGCGUGUAAUUGGAUCUGGUUUGGAACGUUUUGUUCAGAUGACAAACUGGCGGUACGUGGACUCUGACAAAAGAUUUCAACAUGUUCUUGAGGCUUGUGGUGUGAAUAAGUCUCUCAUGAAACUUGGCAUCAAGGAGGGUCACAUAGUGAUUGUUGGAGAGAUGGAGAUGGUGUGGCACGAUUCCACCCACAGUUCUGGUCCCUCAACUGUGAAGAAGGAAUCAUCUGAAUCGAUCAAAUGGGCUAAGUGGAAGUAACUCAGCUUUAUUUUGUUGCUGUUAAUUGAUGUUGGUAAUGGCAGUCUGUAGCAGUUGUGAAAAUGAGGUGCUGUGCUAGACAAUGGGCAGAUGAUGCUGGGCGCUACGAAUUUUACUGAUAUGAGGGAUGUCUUAGUUGAAAGCAUUCUGAGUGGCUAGAAGAACCACAAGUGUAACGCAGAUGACUCACCACGUGGCAUGAUAGCACAUUUUCAAGUGAUUAUUCACAAAGCAAGAUAUUUGAAGCUGUCACUUUGAUAGUUUAUUCUUUGCAAUGCAGUAAACACAUGCACAGGCAGAUACAGGAUGGACAUCCAUACACCAUUAGCGGAGUAAUGCAGUUUUAAAUGACGAAGUUGCUUGAACGCACUUACAUUUCAAAUCUAAUGAGCAUCCUUGAAAGGUUGGUAAUUUUUUGCCUAAGCGCAUUGUUUUGAUUGAUUAUAAAACAUAAUAUGUAUGCGUAUGCACUUGAGUGAUUCAAUUUCUUUUAUUUUAUUUUGGUGUAAACAUGGUUUAAUUUCUUUAGUAUAAUCAAUGAAUCAGCUAAGUUUCCGCUCAA